CUCGGACGAAGCUGCAGAAAAACACAGCGGAGAAGACCCACGUCUCGAGUUCGUCUUUUCACGGAAAAAAAAUGCAAGAAAAUCCGUGGAAAAGUCGAGGCGAAGUGGAAUUAAAAGCGGACGCAGGGGCCUCGGAGGUCCGGGGCUGAAGAUAGGACAACGCACAUAGGGUAUGCGUGUCUCUUCGUAGGUUUUUCACUGUUUUUAUGAGGGGAUCAAAACUUGUGCGGCGGCGGAAAAGAGAGCCACGGACGGCGGAGCCUCUGGAGUCCGCGGUAUAGCGCAAACAGACGGAGAAGAGAAGAGGGGAUCAUCAUCGCAGAGCCGCGAGACUCAUAGCAGCAGGCAUGGCUGGGGGCUGCCCGGCGGCAGAGGACCUGGCCCUAGGUGACGGGGCUCGCAGCUGAGGAGGACCUGCUUGCCCAGGGCCUAAUGACUCAGCAGGGGUGGAGCCCUUUGCAGAAGUGAAGAAGACUACAGCAAAGACAAAGAUGGGCCUCAACGCCUCCAGCUAUCCCCACUCCUGCUCCCCGCGGGUCACGGGCAACUCUCAGGCACAGCAGACAUUUAUAGGGACCUCCUCCUACUCCCAGCAGGCCUAUGGGUGUGAGGCCAAGCUCUACAGCCUUGAGCAAGGACCAGACAAACCCUCAGACAAGAAGAAGAAGAGCUCGGGCCUGGCUACCCUCAAGCGCCGUUUCAUUAAACGUCGCAAGUCCAGCCGUUCAGCUGACCACGCAAAGCAAAUGCGUGAGCUGUUAUCAGGCUGGGACGUGCGGGACGCUAAUGCACUGGUUGAGGAGUAUGAGGGUACGGCCGCCCUCAAGGAGCUCAGCCUGCAGGCCAGCUUGGCACGGCCUGAGGCCCGCACGCUGGCACGCGAUCUGGCUGCCCUCUACGAGCACAAGUACUGUACGGACGUAGAUCUGAUCUUCCAGGAUGCUUGCUUCCCUGUGCACCGUGCUAUCUUGGCUGCCCGUUGCCCCUUUUUCAAGACACUGCUAUCUUCCUCGCCGGAGUACGGUGCCGAGGUCCUGUUAGAUGUGCGCACGGCGGGCAUUGACGUGCCCAUGUUCUCCGCACUACUACGGUACCUGUACACGGGCGAGCUGGUGCCAGGUGAUGUGCGGCUGCGCAACGUGGAUGUGCUGGUGCAACUGAGUGAGGAAUUUGGCACACCCAAUCCGCUUGACGCAGACAUGCGCAACCUUUUCGACUACAUGUGCUACUAUGACUCGCUGCUCAGCUUUUCCUCAGAAGCUGAGUUGGUGGAAGCCUUUGGGGCAGGGGGCGGUGCUGGUGGAGGCCUUGGAGGUGGGGUCUGUGCUGCUGGGGGGCAGAGCUGCUCAGAGGAGGAAUUGCGGGCCCACAAGGCGGUGCUGUCUGCACGCUCGCCAUUCUUCCGUAACCUGCUCCAGAGACGCAUCCGCACGGGUGAGGAGAUGACGGAGCGCACCCUGCAGACCCCCACACGCAUUGUGUUGGACGAAUCCAUCAUCCCCAGGAAGUAUGCACGCGUGAUCCUGCACUGCAUGUACACAGAUGUAGUGGACCUGUCCUAUGUGCUGCGCUCCAGCCCCUCAACUGGCAGCCUGGGAGAGGUUCAGGCACUGGUGGCAGGGAAGGCCAACAUGACCCGCGCUGAGGAGGCCAUGGAGUUGUACCACAUUGCCCUCUUCCUGGAGUUCAGUAUGCUGGCACAAGGCUGUGAGGACCUAGUGGUGGAGAGCCUCUCGCUGGACUCGCUGGUCGCCAUCCUGAAGUGGAGCUCCCAGCCCUAUGGCUCUAAAUGGGUGCAUCGCCAGGCCCUGCACUUUCUUUGUGAGGACAUCGGCCAGAUCAUGACCUCCGACGUCUUGUAUGAGCUGAGCAAGGAGCACCUGCUCACCGCCAUCCAGUCUGACUACCUGCAGGCCAGUGAGCAGGACAUUCUGAAGUACAUUGUGAAGUGGGGAGAGCACCAGCUCAUUAAAAGGAUGGCAGACCGAGAGCCCAACCUGCUGAGCGGCACGGCCCACAGCGUCAACAAGCGAGGGGUGAAGAGGCGAGACCUGGACAUAGAGGAGCUGAAAGAGAUCCUGUCACCCCUGCUGCCUUGUGUCCGCAUUGAGCACAUCCUGCCUCCUAACAGCGAAGUUCUCGCUGAUGCAAUGAAGCGGGGCCUGAUCAGCACCCCACCAUCGGACAUGCUUCCCACAGCCGAGGGGGGCAAAGCCAACGCCUGGCUGAGGCAAAAGAGUGCCGGCAUCUACGUGCGACCCCGUCUCUUCUCCCCGUAUGUCGAGGAGGCCAAGGCUGUACUGGAUGAGAUGAUGGUGGAGCAGACAGACCUGGUGCGACUGCGCAUGGUGCGAAUGUCCAACGUGCCCGAUACGCUCUACAUGGUCAACAAUGCUGUGCCACAGUGCUGCCACAUGAUCAGCCACCAGCAAAUGGCUGCUGGCCAGACUGCCCCUCCAUCCGUCGUGGCCAAUGAAGUGCCAGUGCCCAAGCUGGCGGUUGUGAAACAGAUGAUCCAGCGACUACAUGAGCUACGUCACACGGACCAGGUUCAGCGGGCCUAUGCUCUGAAUUGUGGCGAGGGUGCCACUGUCAGCUAUGAGAUCCAGAUCCGUGUACUCAGGGAGUUUGGCUUGCCUGACGGAGCUGCUGAACUGCUGCAGAAUCCACACAAGUUCUUCCCAGAUGAGCGUUUUGGUGACGAGAGCCCGGUUCUGGCACUGCGCCAGGCGGGUCGGUGUCGGGUCAACAGCACACCAGCGGCAGAGAAUAUGUUCCCAGACCUGGAGGCCAUGGCCAGCUUCCACCCACCGCUGCCCCCGCCCCCACCGCCCUACCACCCCCCCGCCACGCCUGGUCACGCCCAGGUGAUGGCUGCCUGGAGGCCUCGCGCGCCCUGCCAGCCCCCAUCCCGGUCCUUUUCUUAUCCCUGCAACCACUCCCUGUUGACCCGGCACCCUCCGUCCAAGCACAGCAGCCCUGCUUACCCCACCGGGGUCAAGGCCCUGCCCCCUGACUGCGCCAACCUCCCGGGCAUGGCCCGCCCGCUGCCCCCCGACAAGCAGGGGAACAUGGAGCCUGUGAUCAGCGAGUUCAUGCCGGACAUUGCAAUGGGCGUCGCAGCCAUGAGCUUGAAAGAGAGGCGGCUGGCUGAGGGCACCAUGGAUGGUGACGGUCGCGACCUCCAUCCACAUGCCUCCACGAUGCCACCCACACCACACUAUCCUGCCGGUCCCCGUCAUGGUCACGCUCCCUGCAAGAAGCACGGCCCUGAGGUCAAACAGGAGGGCCGCCCAGAGUUUCCCGACUUGUACGACUUUUCCUGCCGCCCAGCCACCCCAGCGGGCAGCCGCCACACGCCUCCUCCGUUACCAGGCUCCUAUGUGGGACCUGACCUGUACAGCAGCAACCGCCCGACUCCUGGCCACCUCCCACCCGCUUACCUGGCCGACAUGCAGCCUGCUGGCUGGCCUGCUGUGGACUCCCUGCGCCUGGACGUCUUGGAGCAGCCCCCACAGCGAAUAGACCUGGCCUUGGCUACUGGAGGGGCGCAAGGAGGAGGUGGUCAUCUCUCCAGGGGACGCUCCAAAAAUGAGACGGACCUCACCUGUGGCUUGGGGCCAGCCCGCUCCCCCAGUGCCCCAGAUGGCACAGGGGGAGGGCCAGAGCCUGGAGGCCCCCUGCUGACCCACUGGAACAGUGCUAGCGAGGAGGCUGUUGCCAGCAGAGACCGCAGGUCACCGAACAAGCCUGAGUACCCUUACAGGAAAUCUGCACUUUAAUCCCAGACAGAGUGUCCAGGAACAAAAGGGAAAAUGGCAGACUUGUGACACUCCUCUGUGGAAUGUGGAGUCAUCGCCGCUCGGGAGAUUCCAGCCUUAUGGCACCAAGCACAGGCUGUCCCACCGAGACUUGAGUACCAGCUGCUUGAUGAAAUGACCCCCUUGCCGUGACCCCUGGUGACCCUCACUGCGCAGUGUUAUCCUCGCGACGGGGUCAUUCUGGUUGAGCGCUGAGUGAGUAAUCGAGAGGUGCCCUCUCUGAUCUGCUGCAUUAGAUUUACAGCUCCGCUUCCAGCCCUGCUCUAAGGAGCUGGAGAUGGGGCUGGGCAAUCAAGAUGAGCAGCUUCUCUGGUCCUAAUUAGCAUCUCCGUCCACAGAUGAAGGUGUUGAUAGGUGGCCUCCUCCCCUCUUCUCUAGUCUCCCCAUCGACACGCUCAUUGGCUAAUUGAUUCUGUCUUCGCCUGCGGCGCUACCUCGCCGUUCGAGGCAUCGCUUUCAUUUUACAAUGCAACUUUAAUAAUGGUAGUAGUAAUGGGAGGAACGUAACGAUAGUCUUUUGCAUCCCAGCUGACAUGUGACCUUCGAUCCACUUUGCAUUUGCAGGCACUAACACUUACACACAAUUUAAAGCUUGACUAGUGGUGGUGAGGAGCUGCGAGGCAAGCGCAGAUCGAUCGGCCUCCUCUCUCAGCGUCGCAGAUCUGUCAUUGCUGCUUAGCAACAGGGGGUGCAGCAGUCAACGGCAGAUCACUGGGCAUCUGCUGCCCCCAGAGGCAGAACCAUAGGUGGCAGCAGCCACACCCUGUAGUAUGUGCCGGCCAGCCCCCCUUCCAUGUUCCGCUGACAUUCAGCGAUUUAUGAAUAUUCAUCACUGUUAUGUUACAGUAGAGCUUUUAAUGAACAUCCAUCUCAAAUCCAUUUUCAACCCCAAAAACCUACACUUUUCAGUUGGAUGGGAGGAAUACCAUGAGAAACGCAUGCACUCAACCAGACUGACCACAUGUAAGUAUCUGGCAGGCGUGUACUCAGUAUGGUCACACCCCAGUGUAAGACCCUCUGCAAAUGCAGUGUUCACCGUUGUUCAUGGUUGUUUGUGCUCUAAGGGCUAUCUUUGUUCUUGGUGUCAAACCGUGCUUGGCCAGAGAAAAUAACAUAAUGAUGUCACAGUGAUGAAAGGGUCAGUCACUCUUGGGGGCUCACAAAGGAUCCCGUGGUUAGCCAGCACCCCAGAUUAACAGUUCUGCGAUCUGAAUAGAUACCAUUUGGGUUUAUUCCUCUUUUCCCUGUCAGUCUAAGGCAUUUAUGUUCAAUUUCCUGUAAGUCUUCUGUUUCCUUCUCUUCUGUAUCUCUUAACUUGCAAAACCAAACAUUUCUGACAUGUUACAUCUUUGUUGGUUUGUUCAGGAACUGAGACCACGUUUGCAGUGGUUGCCAGGUAACGUUCCCUUUACAUUUCGGCCCACGGUCUUCAAAUUGCUGCCUGACCAGAGUGCUGUAUCCAGUCACAAAAGCCAGUUAAUCUCAGCGAGCAAAAGCCAAGGACCGGUUGGACCAGGUGUUGAGCUUUGAUUGCAGUGCAUUAUGGGAAGAGAAGUGGGGGCCUGGCUGGCAACAGGAGUUAACAUUAUGAGCAGUGUCUGACCCCUCUUGGCAGGUGUGUAAUUACAUAUCGGUGACAGAGUGACAUUAUCCAUUUUGAUAACUGUGGACCAUCAAGCCACCAGCUGUCUGAGCUCCUGGUCAAACUGAGUUGAGUUUUUUUGGGGCGACAUACAAGCAGACACUCUUUUUGCUCUGCUCUGUCACUGACCGAAUUGGCUUUCCCCGAAGUGCUGCUCAGUCGGUACUUAGGCAGUGCUCGUCUGGCGUACCCCCCUCGCUGCCUCAAACCGUGUGACCUCCACAGUGCCACCUCCUGGGCUAAUCUUGAUUCUGCAGGCAGGCUCUCUGUCUCCCCUGUCCCGUUCCAUGGGUUUCUACCUCUGUUCCAUACAGUCUAAUGCAGGCCAUAAUGUGGUUGAGCUCAUAACGUCAUGAGCUCAUAACAUGCCUGACGUCCAACAUGCCCCAUGAGCCUGCUGCCUUAAUCCGUCACCAGAUCCUCUCUUGUAUGCAAUCCCUCGUUGUAUUAAUGCCAGUUCAAGUUUUGACAUUGCUAAGGUGCUUGCUGCCUGUGUCACUAUCAUUGGACAUGGUCGCUAUGGUCACCAUUACCAUCAUCAGCAUCCCCAUCAUCCUCAUCAGCAGCAGCAGUGCCACCUUUGGGGGAUUCUCUCCCCCCCCCCCCCCCA
Molecule: messenger RNA, 6073 nt
Organism: Scleropages formosus (Asian bonytongue)
Lineage: Eukaryota; Metazoa; Chordata; Actinopteri; Osteoglossiformes; Osteoglossidae
Gene: btbd7
Product: BTB (POZ) domain containing 7
Exons: 11
Coding region: 492-3782 (1096 amino acids)
Biological process (GO): morphogenesis of a branching epithelium
Molecular function (GO): protein binding
Source: RefSeq, a predicted model, not a curated record